AUGUCCUUGAAGGUGGCCAGGGCGCCCGCAGGGAUGGUACUCGCAGAGCUGUAUGUCUCCGACCGAGAGGGAAAUGAUGCUACUGGUGACGGAACCAAGGAGAAACCUUUUAAAACAGGCCUUAAGGCUUUGAUGACAGUUGGAAGAGAACCCUUUCCUACCAUUUACGUGGAUUCACAAAAAGAAAAUGAGAGGUGGGAUGUUAUCUCUAAGUCCCAGAUGAAGAACAUCAGGAAGCUGUGGCACCGGGAGCAGAUGAAGAGUGAGUCCCGGGAGAAGAAGGAGGCAGAAGACAGUUUGCGAAGAGAGAAGAACCUGGAAGAAGCAAAGAAGAUCACCAUUAAAAAUGACCCAAGUCUUCCAGAGCCGAAAUGUGUGAAGAUUCGGGAACUAGAAGGAUAUAGAGGCCAAAGGGUAAAGGUAUUUGGCUGGGUCCACAGGCUGCGUCGGCAAGGAAAGAAUUUAAUGUUUCUAGUGUUGCGGGACGGUACGGGUUUUCUCCAGUGUGUCUUGUCAGAUGAUUUGUGUCAGUGUUACAGUGGUGUUGUCUUGUCCACUGAGAGCAGUGUCGCAGUGUAUGGAAUGCUGAAUCUUACCCCAAAGGGCAAGCAGGCUCCGGGGGGCCACGAGCUGAGCUGUGACUUCUGGGAACUGAUCGGGUUGGCCCCUGCCGGAGGCGCUGACAACUUGAUCAAUGAGGAGUCCGAUGUUGACGUCCAGCUCAACAACAGACACAUGAUGAUCCGGGGGGAGAACAUGUCCAAGAUCCUAAAGGCACGCUCUGUGGUCACCAAGUGCUUCAGAGACCACUUCUUCGACAGGGGGUACCACGAAAUCACUCCUCCAACAUUAGUGCAAACACAGGUGGAAGGCGGUUCCACACUCUUCAAGCUGGACUAUUUUGGGGAAGAGGCAUAUCUGACCCAGUCCUCUCAGCUCUACCUGGAGACCUGCAUUCCUGCUCUGGGAGAUGUUUUCUGUAUUGCACAGUCAUACAGGGCGGAACAGUCCAGAACACGAAGGCACCUGGCUGAAUACACUCAUGUGGAAGCUGAGUGUCCUUUCCUGACCUUUGAGGAGCUCCUGAGCCGAUUGGAGGACUUGGUGUGUGACGUGGUCGAUAGAGUCUUAAAAUCACCUGCAGGAAGCAUAGUGCGUGACCUCAACCCGAAUUUUAAGCCCCCUAAACGGCCUUUCAAACGGAUGAACUAUUCAGAUGCUAUUGUGUGGCUGAAAGAACACAACAUAAAGAAAGAAGAUGGAACCUUCUAUGAAUUUGGAGAGGACAUCCCGGAAGCUCCGGAGAGGCUUAUGACAGACACUAUCAACGAGCCCAUCCUGCUGUGUCGCUUUCCUGUGGAGAUCAAGUCCUUCUACAUGCAGCGCUGUCCCGAGGACCCCCGCCUCACCGAAUCUGUCGACGUGUUGAUGCCCAACGUUGGUGAGAUCGUGGGUGGCUCCAUGCGUAUCUGGGAUAAUGAAGAGAUCCUGGCAGGUUACAAAAGAGAAGGGAUUGACCCUACCCCCUAUUACUGGUACACGGACCAGAGAAAGUAUGGCACGUGUCCACAUGGUGGCUAUGGCCUGGGCUUGGAACGAUUCUUGACCUGGAUUCUGGACAGAUACCACAUCCGAGAUGUGUGCUUGUACCCUCGGUUUGUCCAGCGCUGCAAGCCGUGA
Molecule: messenger RNA, 1680 nt
Organism: Rangifer tarandus platyrhynchus (Svalbard reindeer)
Lineage: Eukaryota; Metazoa; Chordata; Mammalia; Artiodactyla; Cervidae
Source: the annotation of a GenBank genome assembly